Messenger RNA from Leptosia nina, 423 nucleotides. Lineage: Eukaryota; Metazoa; Arthropoda; Insecta; Lepidoptera; Pieridae. The record is from the annotation of a GenBank genome assembly.
AUGUUGAAGCUUGUGGUCAUAACCGCUCUAAUGUCUGUGGUAACAGAAGCCCAAGCUGGUUCCCUAUUGGGUAGAGCAUUGGGUUUCCAUCACGGUUUUCCGUUUCAAGGCCCUAAAAUAAUUUUGAGUGAUUUAGCUAAAAUCAGGCAAGCAGGAAGCCACCAGUACAGCAAUGGAGAAAAGGGUUUUGGGGAGAAGAAUGUGCACAAUUCAGGAAGACGAGAGUUUCACGAUAUUGGACAACAUCAUAGUAAAGUAACUCAGAUUACAACGUCUGAGAAUUCUGAAAGCCACAAUAUCGGAGGUUCUGAGGAGUUCAACAAUGGGGCUGUGUCAAGAGGAGCCUUCACGAGGCACAAUAAUGGUGCUAGCCGGUUCGGAAAUGACUUUUCCCGAGGAGCAAGUGCCUUGGCGACUGCUUAG